UCUGUCUCCUAUCCUAUGUGUUACAUGUUUCAGAGGGGUUCGCGGUGUAAGUAACUGUGCAUAAUUUUGAAGGAGAUACUUAACUGGUUGCAAGGGCUACUCAGAGAUGGUAUUAUGAACUGUUACUGGGGGUUGGAGGGCAGGAGGCAAUAGACUCAAAUGUGUCCUAGACACCUCUCACUCUCUCAACUGUUCCUUUUGGAAGCUUGUUCUAGUCCAUCACUUUACAGAAGUACCUUAAUUUAUGAUUAUGCUGUUCCCAUUACUACACACUAUACUGUCUAUACUUAUUAAAUUUAUUAAUAUAACAUUAAUAGUCAUUAAUGUCAUUAAUCAUUAAUUUUAAUGCAACAUUGUAAAUUAAAUUUUUCUUUAGGCCUACAUGAUGCAGCUCAGCUACAAAAAGAAGUCUGUCAGCCUUUAGUUAACCCAUCAACUCAAACUCAGUUAUAAAAGAAAGAAAAUGGAAGGUAAUUAAAUACUCCAUGAGAUGAUGAUAUUAAUACUUUGAUCAAUUAUUGAAUACUUUAAAUCAGGCUUGCACAACUCAAAAUGUAAGGCGGGCCGUAAUACUUUAUGAAAAACUUGUUCGGGCCAAAAGAAAAUAGGACAAGACUUGUGCGGGCCAAAAAAAAUAGGACGGGGGGGGAACCUAUCAAGGAAAGAAUAAGAAUAAGGAAUGUUUCUUUACUUCGCGGGCCACAAAGUGGGUGCUGGCAGGCCACAUGCGGCCCGCGGGCCGUAUGUUGUGCAGGCCGGCUGUAAAUGAAAUAUAAUAAAUUCUCAUUAAAUAUUUUAAUGUCUAUUGUGUUUUGAUAGUAGAGGAAACCUUAAAAAACACUUGGCAGCAGCAAUCUUAUUCAUUCAAUUAGUUUGUUACAUCGUGUGUCAGUCAAGAUGGCAAUUAAAGGGAACAUGCCAGGUUUUUGUAUGCAAAACACAUUUCUAUUUUUGUAUAUAUAUAUAUAUAUUUUGUACCAUAAUAACAUUGUCUCUUUAAAUGACAUUUUCAGAUAAACAGAAUAACAGUUUGCUUAUCAUUAUUCUUGACACCAAUCCUGUAUGGUGGGGCAGGAAGCAGCUUGCUAAUGAUCAGGCAUGAGGAUAUUUCAUUAUUCAUUGAAUACAUUCUUUUUUGACUACUACAUACUAUGGAUUAUUUGCUUCACUUCAACUCAAAGUUGCUGACCAAAUUUUUUAUUUGAUGCUCUAAUUGAUUGCAUGGAUCCAGAACAAUUGCUUUGAUUUGAAAAAUUAUGUUGAAAAUGUUUCCAGAACAAAAAUAUUAAUAUACUUCAAAAUUUAAAUCUCAUUUUUUUCUUCUUCCCUGUUUUUACUCAAGCUUACCCUGAGUCACUGUGUUGAUUGUGUAACAGUAUUGGCUGAUUCUCAUCUAAUGCUCACCCAUAAAAACAAACUGGCUGUAAUAGCUGCUCACACAGAUCAUAGGUUUUUACUCCUAUUAAAAUUAUUAUUAUUUUUAGAAAUGUACUUUUUGCUUAGGUGUUUACUUUAAAAUUGUCUCCAAGGCUGCGACAAAAAAAUUAAGUGUAGUGCUGUAAAUAAAACAGCUUUUAAUAACAUCUGCUGGCCUACAGGUCUUUACGGGGAUAAUAAAAAGUAUGUGUGUUGACAGGAUUUAAGCUGUCAACUACUUUUACCAAAAAGUACUAAUAUUGCAACAUUUCAUUGACAACACCUUUAAUGUAUUGGCUACUUCACCAACCUAAUGAAUUUCUCUAUCUCCUCUAUUGGUUCCAGUGUGUUUCUCUACCCACGCCCUCAGUCUGAGAAAAGUAUGGCAGUGAAAUUGCCUGAUGAUGGACAGUAUGAAGUCUUCAGUCAGGUGGAGGGACAACUAAGAUCACAAAUUCAGAGAUUAAUUGCAGCAGGUGAACUAAAGAAAAUUACGCUUGCUAAAGAAAAUUACGCUUUACUUUGUUUUUGUCUGGUUUUAGCGCCCUCUCCUAUAUUUUUUCUGUUUUAGGUAGGAUAUGUAUAUUGAUAUUAUGUAAAUUUAAUUUAUACUUAUUUAAAUGUGUUUUGUUUGUUUGUACUGAUGAAGGCAUGUGCCGAAACGUUUAAUUGUGUAUAAUGUAUAAUUAUUAUUAAAGCUAACUCAUAUUGUUCUAUUGACACUAUUUGUUAGUGUCUUAUUAAUCUUUGCAAUAUAUUUGUUUGAUUCCUGCUUCAAAAAAGUGUGAAUAAAAGGAUGGAAAUGUAUGAACUGAUGUCUGUUUUGGGGGUAGAGGUGGGUAUAGACAGAUCUAUAUAAAAAAAAGCAGUAUAUAGUUAAUUGCAUUUUCAUCCAGUUCUUGUAAAAGCGUGUUGUCUCUGUCCUCAGAUAAAGUAAAAAUCGAUGACAUGUAUGAAGUGGCAGAGCAGCCCUCAGAUUCACUGGUAGCUGGCGCAAUAUCAAUGGCCCUCUGUUGUAUCCUUUACUUUUUUGAAGAAAGAGAAAAACACAACAGAAUUACUGGAUCUUAAAGGAGUGGUCAUUUUGCUAUACAUUUAGACUGAGUGCUGGUGUUAAAUCCUCUUCCUUAAAUCUAAGCUCAGAUACCCACAGGCUUGAGAAAGAGUGUCCCAUUGGAGAAACACUGUCAACUCGAAUUCUCGUAAGCUGCGGGGCAUGUAGAUAAAGCUUUAUAUAACAAACUUAUAGAUCUUUGUUAAAUAAUUGAUGAUUUAAUUAAGUUGGGGUAAUGAUCAAAUCUGUCUAUUUAAGUCUGAUCUAUAUAGUUUGGGUAUUUCUGUAUAGAGGAUAUGAUCUAUAAUGUAUAUUUAGCCACAGGAUGCAGAACUGAAACUUACAAGAGUAAGACAACAUAUCUAUAAAAGAGUGGGGCAACAAAGUUGUAAAAGAGUGGUGCAACAGAGCUAGUAAAAGAGUGGGGCAACAGACUGGAUAAAAGUAAAAGAGUGGAGCAACAGAGCUAGUAAAAGAGUGGGGUAACAGACUGGAUAAAAGUAAAAGAGUGGGGCAACAUCGGGUAGAAGACUGGGUUUAAGAUAGCUGUAAAAGAGUGAGGCAACAGCACUGGUAGAAGAAUGAGGGGCAACAUAUCUUUAAGAAAAGUCAGGCAAUAGCACUGCUAGAAGAGUGGAGCAACAUAGGUAGAAUAGUGGGUGCAACAUAGCUUAAGAGUGGGGCAAUAUAGCUGGUAGAAGAGCGAAGGCAACACAGCUGCUAGAAGAGUAAGGGCAACAUAUCUGUAAAAGAGUGGGGAAACUUCACAAGGAGAAGAGUGGGACAACAUAGCUGUUAAAAGAAUAGGACAACAUAGCUGGUAGCAGCAUGGGUCAACAUUGUUUGUUGCAGCAUGGAACAACAUUGCUGGUAGAAGAAUAGGACAUCAAUUUUAAUAAAUCAAUUUUUGAAAAAUUAAAAAGUUCAAAUGAAAUUUUUUUUUUCUUUCUAAAAAUCAAUUUUUAAAUGAAAUUUGGAACUCGGAGCAAAAAAAGAAAUUGUACCAGCUACAGUUCUGGGCAAAAGACCCUGCUCCAGAGCUUUGAGCUCUGCUUCAAAUUCCUAUUUUUUCAACGACAGCUCAACAUGAAUUAGUAGUUAUUGUAUACUACAUUAUACUCAUUGUAUGUUUAUUAUUUGCUAUUGUGAUACAUUAGUGUAUGAUAUUGACCAUAUUGUUCCAUUUUGGGAGUAUAAUCAGGUCUGGAUGAUUGCCACGAUCUUAUUUGUGUGUCUCCGUUGUCUAGUGGUAUUUGAUACUUAAAACACACGGUCACCAAACACAAAGUACACAAGAGUACAUAAAGACUUAACACAAGAGUUCUUCUCAGUUAUGUGUUCUAACUUUUAUUUCACUACUCUCUAAUCUAAUAAGUUCUCCCUUUAGUAAUGUGGGUUCUGCUAACAAGCUCAACCAAAGAACCAGACAUACUACAUGGAUCACAACACUACUAUUUACUACUUGCACACUACUAACACCAACUAACAAUAACACUAACACUGAUACAGUCAGCGUCCUACCCCACUCGCUCUCCCCUACUCUACUGACCAACAGCCCACCUGCACACACUACUGUACUACCCCCUAGCCUUAGUAUCCUUACGCUUAUAGAACGGCUGUCACAACAAUGACGCUCAGUGAUACUAACACCUUGACAAUGAUGCAUUGUAACCAUAACUCUCUCUAAAUAGUGAGGACAGUUCCUCUUUCAGUCAUCAAGAUUUGUGAGAAUAUUUCAUGUAAUAUUUCCUCAGAGUGACUCUUGCAAUUAUUCACUUGUAUCUACAGUUGUUGAAAAUCUAAAUUUCAUGGUUAAAACACUAAGGUGUGUAGGAAAACUUAUGCACUCAUUCAAAUUUCACUCCUCAGAUAAUCAAAGGCUCUAAUGAUUGUCCUUCACAGUACAUGAAUUUUAUGAAUGCUGUUUUCACUGCUCAGAAACUGGUAAUAGGAUUGUUGAUGUAAUUCAUUGUUUUAAUAGCAAAUUAAUAACAUAAUAUUAAUUGUUAUUGUUGGGGAUGUUAUACUUGACCAGCGAAAUAUCAAGGUGAAAAAAUAGAUUGAAAAAAAUUUAAUGAAAAAAUUCAACCCCUAUCCCGGCUGUAGUAUGCCACAUCCCCUGUCAAUUUCUGACCCUACCUAUCCCAUUUUUCUUAGAUCCACCAUUGAUAAAACGGACCACAAACAAAAAUUAUUCAUUAAAAUUUGUGAUCUCGUUUUUACCCCCAGAAUAUUGUCAUUGAUGCCUGUGUGCUGGACUCAGAUUCUGGUCUUCUUCAGCAGGUGUGUACUCAUGUAAUUUUAUAAUUUUUUUCCAAAGUAAAGCCUUUUACAUCAAUAUUGAUUUAAAUUAUCUCACUUUGAUAAUUUGACAUUUUUUCUAUUUCAGGCCUGUGACAUUACAAAUGGUAUUUAUCUGAAAAUUCCUCAACCCCUUGGACUGCUACAGUAUUUAACAGUAGGUCCACUUUAUAAAACAGGGAUGAGAUUUUUCUGUGGUGUAUCGUCUUAUUGUUUUUUUGUGUGCAAUGGUUUAGUCCCUGGUAGUUGAUAACAAAGAAUCAGAUAAUUUGUCCACGACUGCUUAAUAUUUUUUCUGAGAAUGAGUUAGCAUUGCCAAGUCAAUAGUAACUUUGUUUAAUAGUUGUUAUGAGAAUGAGUUAGCAUGGCCAAGUCUAUGGUAAACCUUGUCUAAUAUUUGUUAUGAGAAUGAGUAAGCAUGGCCAAGUGUAUGGUAACCUUGUUUAAUAUUUGUUAUGAGGAUAAGUUACAAUGGCUAAGUCUAUGGUAAACAGAGGCCAGAGGUACUUUUGUAACCACUGUCAUACUAAAACAUUCAAAGUAAAAAACAUGCAAAUUAUAGUUAAUUUUAGAUGUUUUAAUAAUGGAAAAAAUUGAUGUAUGUGUUUAUUUUUCUUUCCUUUAUGUUAAAUUCAUUUUAUGUGAAGUAAAUUAAUGACUUAAUACAUUCACUUUAUUUACAUACAUUUCCUGUUAAUGACUAUUCCACUUUGCACACACACCAGAAAUAAUUUUGGGGAUACCCUUAAGUUCUUUAGUAUGGGAAAAAAUAAGAAUACAUAUUCAUAUUGAACUGAACUGUUUCGAGUAGUUUCUAAAAAAUGUCCAGAUGAUUGAAGCUGAAUAACUAUUGAUUCUUAUCCACAGUGGGUUUUUCUACCCGACCCCAAUACAAGAUCUAAAAUGGCGCUACCCCCUCGUGCUCAGGUCGACUAUAGAGCUGCUUGUUUUUGCCACAGGCAUCUCAUUGAUAUUGGAUAUGUUUGUUCUGUUUGCUUAUCUAGUAAGGAGGUUCUCCCAUUUUUUAUAGAGAUAUUAUCACUGACUUAAAUUUCAAAUUAAAUGUGUAUAAUUUAGUAAAUUUAGUGAGAGUAAUUUGUGCUAUGUACUAGCACCAGGAGGCUAUCAUGCUUGCUUUAGUAUUAUUUCUGUUCUACCUCUAUGAUAUGUUGCAGUUAUAUUUCUAAAUAGAUUACUAUUAAUGUUUACUUUUCAGUCUACUGUACCUUCAGUCCAAUUUGUUCUACAUGCCAGUAAGUAACUUUUCAUAUAAAUAAAUCUUACCAUUGCUUGGGUACUUUACUAUUCAGAGGUAGAAAGAGGCCUAGGUCACAUGAUGUUUUCCUAAGGAAAAAAAAUCAUUCUUUGCAUAGGAUUGUAAAAUUCAGUCCCAUAACUAAAACAGAAGCAUAUGAAAAUUCAGCAUCAAAGAAAUCAUUUGGUGGUCAACAUUUUCAUUACUAAUAAAGCAUUAAGCUUUUUGAUUCUUUCCAACCACUCCAUGUUGUGUUGACAGAACUGCUACUACCCUUAAAUUUAAGUCACUGAAAUUUUCUGACCUUGCUUAACACUAAUUAGAAUAAUAAAACAUUACUUUUAGACUCUCACAUUUUUUUAUAUCAAGAGUCAAAUGUUGUUUUUUUUUAUCUUCCUUUGCAGAACAACCUUCAAGAUUGUUGGUCCACAAAAAUUAAUGAAAAAGAAGAAAAAAUUAUGAAAAAAAAAGUGCUUUUCAUUGAACUAUGUGAAUGUGUUAUUUUACAAUAAAAAUUUGAAAAAAUUGUCAGAGAAAA
Messenger RNA from Lymnaea stagnalis (great pond snail), 6564 nucleotides. The record is from the annotation of a GenBank genome assembly. NCBI's taxonomy places the organism in Eukaryota, Metazoa, Mollusca, Gastropoda, Lymnaeidae.